UGUAAAUUCUGGAUUCGUAACCAACUUCAUUCUCUUGUCAGCCAACAACAUAACAAAAAUACUUAUCCGAGCCCGACGAUCAAAAUAAUAAUUAUUAAAUAUUGUACAGUAUCUACCUCAUUCAAAUAGCAGUAUUUGUUUUACUUUGUUAUUUUUGUUUUAAACUUAGUAAGUUUUGUAAGACUGUGUUUACAAAAUGAUGACGCCAGCUUAACUUGACAUCAUUUGCCUAGGUACCUAACUAAUAUUCGAGUUGCUGUAGUUACAUUUAUGUAUCACUGGGAAUAGUAAAACUAGCAAUGGUAAGUGUGUAACGAAAUGUAUAUUAUUCGUUAGGAAUACUAGUAUUGACUAUUCGCACGAACAACGAUUUGAUUUCUCAGGAUUCCCCAAACUCUGGACCACCAGCUUUGAACACCCGAGUAGCACCUCCGAUGAUACCGCCUCCAGCGUUUCCACCGGUGUCUCAAAUGGGCUUCACGCCGGGUGCUAUACCGCCUGGCUUCAUGGCUGCGGCACCAAUGGGUAUCGGCCCGCCGGGUAUGCCACCACCAUUCAUGCCUCCUUUCAAUAUGAAUAUGCCGGGUAAAUAAUAAUAUUAAAAGUUGUUUAAUAUAUUGAGGAUAUUGGUUGCUUUAGAAAAAUAACAACAAUAUUAAAAUUUAUUAGAAAUAUCACUAUAAUAUUUUUAAUCUCUGUGUAUAAUUGAUAAUAAAUAGGUAAUAUUUUUUGGAUAUCGUUCAAAUAUUGUUAUAAUUAAAGAUGAGAAGUUAUAGGAACAAAAUUACCAAAAUAUUUCAUGCUAAAUAAAAACAAAAUUUAAAAUUUUGGUGUUACAAAUAGUGACUAAUGAUUAUGAGUCGUUAUUUUUCCACAAUUUUUUAAAGAUUGGUUAUUUUUAUUAACAAAUUGGUGAAUCUAUAAUUUGAUAUAAUUUAGUAGUGGCAAUGAAAAUAAUUUAAAUCAUCUUAAACUUCAAAAAAUGUUAGAAACUUAUUAAUUCACUAUUAGUUAAUAUAUGUAACGCCAAAAAUACUGUUCCAAAAUAUAUUUAUAAAAUGGCUGUUUUGGGUUUUUAAGUUAUAAAGAAUAUAUAAAAUCUGAGUAAUAUGUGUGCAAGGCUUUAUUAAUUAUUAUUAAAAAAAAUUAAAAACAUUGAACAAAACAGAAGUUAUUGCACUUUUUGAAUCUUUGUGGGUUAUAAGUAUGUACUUAUAUUUCACUAAUAAUUAGAGAAUUUGUGUUUAACAAUACUGGUUUACAACAUACCUGCCUAUAUUUUAUAUAUAUUUCAAUGUAUAUUUAUACUCAAUAAUUAAAUACAUAUUGUAUUAUGCUACCUAAGAAAAAUUGUCAUUUAUUUAUUAUCAUUUAUAUAGGUAUUUAAAUAGUAUUUAACACUGAACUUUUAAAAUCUAAGAUCCUGUUUAUUCAAUUAUUAUUAGUAAAUAAUUAACCAACAUCCCCAAAUAGUAGUUUUAAUUAUGUAAAUUAUUUUUAGUUAUACUGUGUAAUUAUAUUUUAUGUUAAAUAUACCAACAUAAAUAUAAUAUUAAUGUAAAUAUGAUUAUUAGUGUUAAUUUUUGUUUUUAGGAGAGAUUGUUGGGGCUCCAGUAACCUUUGCAAAAGUCCUGCAAUUACCAACGUGAGUAAAAUUCACCAUAAAUAUUUGUAUUAUAAAAUAUAUUAAUAUUUUUUUUUAAAUAAUUUUUAUUUCAUCGUGUAUGAUAUACUUAUAUCAAGACAUAACAUUAUGCAUGUAUUGAUUUAUAGUAUUUUUAAUUCUUAUUACUUAAUUAAAUGUAAAUUUGCUAAACAAAAAAUUUGUUUUAAAAUGAAACUUUUUAAUUAAUUAUUACCUACUGUUUAUUUAUUUAAUUUGAUUUUAAAAUAAGGUAUACUUUUAUUUGGUUUUUUCAUUAUUAAUAUUAAAAUAAUUGUCAUCUUAUGAAAUAUCUAUACUUGAUUAUAGAUAAAUGUUGAUUCUUGAUGAGAAUUAAUUUCUUUGUGCAUAGUUAAAUCGCUGAUUCAAGUCACAAAAUUGUGUUGUUAAAUAUUUAAUUAGAAAUAAUAAUGUAUGUAAAUAAUAAAUAAUAUAUAUUUUUUAUUAUUUAUAACUAGUUAUAUAAUAUUUGUAUAUAACAUCUAUUAGAUAUAAAUAAAUGAAAUAUAACUUUUUUCAUAAGAGACAUUAAGGUGCAAACAUGAUAAAUAAUUAAAGCAUAAUUACGUAUAUACAAAUUUAAUAUAUUUUUAAUUAAAAUAUGUAAUAUAGUUUAAUGCAUUUAAGUUAUUUAAAUUGAUGAACUUGUUAUUUUUACUUAAAUUAAUUAAUUCGUAUUAGACAUAAUGAGUCCUGUUAAUUUUCGUUUUAUAUAUGCAUGUAUAUUGGUAACUGGCCCUUAACAUUCUAGACUUAAAAUAUGAUAAACUUUGAUAUUAGGCCAUACACGAUUCCUAUUGAUUUUGCUGAAUGUCGUUACUACAGUAUCUAUGAUUGGUGGUGACACCCGAGAGAAUAGGACUACGAUUGGUAAGAGUUAUCAUAAUUGAACAAUAAAUCAUUAUUAAAUUUAAAAAACAAAAAUUGUUUUUACAAUUUUAUUAUAGAUAAUUACUAAUUUACCAGAAAUAAUACAUUUUAAAUAAUAAAUCUAACUACCUAUUCGUUGAAUGCCGAAAUAUUUAGUUUCUGGUAAGUGAAAUUAUAGUGUUGUAAAUAGGUUAAAAUUAUUUGAGAAAUUUCGUUUGCGGCAGAAUAAUUUAGUUUAUUUUAUUUAAACGCACAAACAAUUUGUACAAUAUAUAUAUUGUGUAUUCGUAUGAUUAUUAACGAGCUUUUUGUAAUAUUAUGUUGAAUUUGUUAUUAAUAUUAACUGUUCAUUCUACAGGAAAAUAUAUUUAGUAGCUAGCUUUGUAUUAAUGUGUACGAUUUUGUGUAGUGAGGAAUCUAAAUCUACUGACUGGACUGAACAUAAAGCUCCAGAUGGACGAUUUUAUUAUUAUAACUCAGUAACCAAACAGAGUGCAUGGGAGAAACCAGACGAAUUAAAAACAAAAACAGAGGUUUGUAAUAUUUGUUACAUUUUUUUUUUUUUAUUAAUUUACUCUGUGUAUUUCACAUCAACUUUUUAAUUUGCAAAAUUCUUCAUAUUCUAUUUGAUACCCCAAAAUUAUUUCCAAAACGAGCCGAUUUUAUUAGUCUUUUUGCCUCCUCUAACAUUUUCCUUUUAAUAUUCAACACAUUUUCUAUUUCAAUCAUUUAGGAUUUCUUAUUUAAUUGAUUAUGAUAUCCCCAUUUAAUGUCUCCCACCCAUAAUUAUUUUUUAAAAUAUCAAAGUAAAGUAUUCUGUAAUAUUAGAUAAUGUUGGACCAAAGUCCUUGGAAAGAAUACAAAUCUGAUACUGGUGCUACAUACUAUCAUAACAUUAAUUCAAAAGAAUCAAGUUGGACCAUACCAGCUGAACUAGAAGAGAUAAAAUUGAAAAUUGCUUCUGAACAAACAAUAAGGUAAACAAUAACUAUAUCAAUGUAAUUAAUAUUUAUGUGACUAUUUAUUGUUUCAGUGGAUCACCUCUAAUGCAGGCGGCAAUAGAUGGUCCAAUUGUAAUGGAUUCUUUAGGUAAUAAAUUUUGAAAUAAGUGGGGUUUUUCUAUUAUUUAAUGCUCAAAUUUCUUAAUUUUUCAAAUAUAUUUAAAUAAAAAUAGUAUGUAAAUUCUUAAAGUUUCAAUAAUUUAACUUAUUAAAUACAUUGUAUUUAUGUUUUAUAUUUUAAUUUUUUUCAAAUUAUUGCCCCUGAUAGUAAAAGUAAAUACCUCAUUUAGAAUGUUUUGUAAAAAAGAAAAUAUAAAAGUAUUUUAUUAUAUAAAAAUUAUAUUUUUAGUUUCCGUAUUUCUAAUUUUUAAACCGAUAAAGGAUCAAAUUAUACAAAAAUACAUUUGAAUCACUAAAUACAAAAGAAUGCUCUCAUAUUUAAAAAUGAAUCAAGAAUGAUAAAAAAAUACUUAAUAUUAUUAAAAAACAACAAUUUCAAAAAAAAAUGUCAUGUUAAUAACUAAUUUUAUAGUGUUAAAUAUUCUCUAUAAGUUUCUAUAGUCAUUUUAUGGAAGUAUUAAAUUUGUCAGUUUUAUAAAAUGGUUAAAAACUAAAACUAAUUUUUGUCAGUAUGGUCUUUAAAAUAUACAUAAUUUAAACUUUAUCUAAUUAAUUUAUAAUUAUUUAAAUAGGAAAAUAAAAUGUAUUUCUUAUUACUUUAAGAUGCUAAAUCGGCCAUGGAGCAAGCAAUGGAAGCUACUUUGGCGUAUAUAGACAUACCAGAUGAUGAAAAUAGACCAGCCAAUAAUGUGACUGGUAAAGGUUCUAAGUCCAAAUCACAGGCACAGGAAGUACCACUAUUAAAGAAUAAACAAGAAUUAAUUGAUGCGUUUAAAGAACUUUUAAAAAAAAAAGUAUAAAUCUUAGCUACACAAUGAAAAUUCAAUAAUUUUAAAAUCGUGCAUUUUUUUCUUAUAUUUAGAAUAUUCCUAGUAAUGCAUCAUGGGAACAGACUGUUAAAAUAAUAAGUCGUGAUCCAAUUUAUUUACAAGUAAAGAAGUUAAAUGAAAAAAGACAGCUCUUCAAUGCAUAUAAAACUCAAAGACAAAAAGAUGAAAAAGAUGAACAUCGAUUGAAAGCUAAAAAGGCUAAAGAAGAUCUAGAAAAGUUUUUAAUGAAAAAUGAAGAUAUGACAUCUAAAACUAAAUAUUAUAGGCUUGAAGAGAGAUAUGAGCAUUUAGAUGUGAGUACUUGCAAUAAAAUAAUAUAGCUUAAGUUUUCCUAAUUGUUGUUAGUUUUUGUUAUAUUCAUAUUAGCCAAUAUGUUAUUUAAAUAUGGUGUCCUUGUUUAUACCUUGGCGUGUUAUUUUCAGUCGACAGUAUAAAAUCAUAGGUUUUAAUGUCGGCAAAAUAUUGUGUUACAUGUGGCUUUUUUUUUUUUUAUUAAAUGGUGCUCAAUUACUUAUUCCUAAAUCAGAUAACUUUUAUUAAUUUAAAAAUGUAGAUAAACAAUUGCUAUUAUAUAGAAAUAAUGUACUACAAUAAUUAUGUAUUUUUAUAACCAAUAUAGAUUUGGAGGAAUGUUUCUGAUAUAGAUCGACGUGAUGUUUAUGAUGAUGUAGUUUUUAAUUUAGCCAAAAGAGAGAAAGAAGAUGCUAAAGUACAAAAAAAACGUAAUAUGAAACAAUUAGCUGCAUUAUUAGAUUCCAUGACAAUAGUAGAUCAUACCACGACUUGGUACCAAGUUCAAGAAAUGCUUCUCAAUAAUCAAAAUUUUGUCAAUGACCCAAAAUUAUUAGGUUAGCUAAAAUAAACUUGCUCAACUUUACUUAAUUUUGUAUUUUACUGUUCUAUAAUUGUUAUGUUUAUUUAAAGGUAUGGAAAAAGAAGAUGCUUUAACUGUAUUCCAAGAUCACAUUCGCGAAUUAGAAAAAGAAGAAGAACAUGAUAAAGAAAGAGAAAGGCGAAGAAGAAAACAACAAGAACGCAAAAAUCGUGACAAUUUUGGCGUAAAGAUUACUUAAAUAAAUAAUUUUGAUUGUAUGUAUGUAUAUUUAUUAUUAUAUUUUAGAUGUUUUUGGAAGAACUCCAUCAACAAGGAAAGUUAACAUCAGUGUCAUUAUGGAAAGAAUUAUACCCUGUUAUAAGUACAGACAUUCGAUUUUCUGCUCUCCUUGGGCAACCUGGUAAUGUUAUUUUUAUCUUACCUUACUAUACAAUAUUUAUUUAUUAUUAUUAUGCAUUGAUUUAUUCAGUAAAUUCUAAUUUAGUAUGUACUAUGUAAAAUAUUAAGGUUCAACAGCUUUAGAUCUUUUUAAAUUCUAUGUGGAAGAUUUAAAAUCAAGAUUUCAUGAAGAGAAAAAAAUUAUAAAAGAAAUACUUAAAGAAAACUCAUUUAUAAUUGAUGUAAAGUACUUUUUUAAUUUAAACCUAGAAUUUUUCUUUAAAAUGUUACUUCAUCUAGGUAAAUACUACAUUUGAAGAGUUUGCUCGAGUAAUCUGUUUGGAUAAAAAAUCAGAAACAUUAGAUGCUGGUAAUGUAAAAUUGGCCUACCAUGGAUUUCUCGAAAAAGUAAUUGUUCAAAUGUUUUUUAAUUGUAAUUUUUAACCACUUCUUAUUUUUAAUUUUGAAUAGGCAGAGGGAAGAGAAAAAGAAAGAUUACGUGAAGAAAAUAGAAAACAACGGAAACUAGAAACAUCCUUUCGGUCAUUGCUCAAAGAUAUAGAUGUAGACUAUAAAUCUAAUUGGGACACCGUGCGUGGACAAAUUGAGAAUCAACAAGCUUUCCAAGCCAUAACAUUAGAAUCUGAAAGACUUCGUAUUUUUAAGGUAAUGUUUACUUUAUAUAUAUAUAUACAAAAAAUGUUGGUAAUAAAAAUUAAUUUGAAAGUAGUAUUGUGUAGAUAUGAUUGAUUCACACAUUUUUAAUAAUAAUUAAAUCACACUUUUUUAUUUUAUUAUUAUUUAUAAUUUAAAGUAAAUAUUUAAAAAUAUUAUUCAAUAGUAGAUUUCUAUUAAAUAUUUAUAUUAAUUGUAAAUUCCAUCUUAGAAAAAAAAAAAAUUAAUAAUCAUUGUUGAAUAAUACUAGUUCAAAUAUUACAAUUGAGCAAAUAAUGUAUUGCUAAAUUUUGCACUAUGUGCGUAUGAGAUAAUAAAUAUUGAACAAUAUUAUUUUAAAAAGUCUUCCUAACUUCUAGAUUUGUUUUAAGAAUGUACAAAGAAAGUUAAAGGAAAUAUUUAAGGUAAUAAUGUUUUAAUUCAAAUUAAACAGGUUUUUAGAAUAUUUUAUAUUUAUACAGAGCUUACAAUAUAUAUUUAUAUAUUUUUAAAUUGUGUAAUAAUGAUGGAAAUUUCCAUUAUAGUCUACACUACUUAAAAUCUAUUUGAAUAUUGUUAGCAAUACCUUGCGUCUAUCUAUGUAUAUAUAUAUAAUAUUUUUUUAAAUAUAGUCAUUAAAUAAACUAAUAUCUUUAUUGUUUCAUUUUACAAUUUUUUUUUUUUUUUUUUUACUGUAAUUUUUUAGAGAAACUUAAUUAAAAAAUAUACAUGCUUAGAUGUAUAUAGUACUGAUUAUUUAAAUAAACACAAAUUUGAACAUGUAAGUGAGUGAUUGAGAAAAAUAAAUAAAUAUAUUGACAAUUAUCAUAUUAUAUAUUUUAAAGGAAUACCAAGUUGACACAGAAGAAGUCUGUAAUCAUCAUCAUUCUAAAAUGAAACGAUCUAAGAAGAGUAAAAAACAUAAAAAAAAAUCUCGAUCAAAAUCAUUGGUAUGUUAAAAUUAAUAAAAAUGUAUAGGAUGAAUAUUUUUUAGUUGAACUCUCAUUAUUUUUAAAAAAAACAUGUUUUGACAAUUUAAAAAACGGAAAAGAUCUAAAAUGUUACAUUACUAUUUUUUUUUUUUUUUUUUUUUUUUUUUUUUUUUUUUUUUUUUUUUUUUUUUUUUUGAGGGGGGGUGAAACAACUACCAUCCUUUGAUUUUCAAAUAGUAACCUAUAUUAUAAAAGUUCCAUACAUAGAUAGAAUAUUAGUUCAAAUAAAUUUUGAUGUUUAUCAACCUGUUUACAAGAUAAUCUACUUUAAAAUUUGGGUAGGAAGAAAGUAGUAGAGCACUAUUCAAACACUGCGCUGUGCCAUCACACAUUAUGGUACUCCACUACUCUCCCCUGUCCAAACUUAAAAGUUGAAUAUCUUGCAAACAGGUUGGUGAUAAUCUAAAAUUGUAGCCAAUAUUUAUUUAAACUAAUACAAUAAUAUUAGUUAUAUAUAUAUAUAUAUAUUAUCUAUAUUAAGUGGAACUUUUAAUAUAGGUUCCUAUUUGAAAAUUAAAAGUUUGUAAUCUAACCACUCCAAAAAUUAUGGUGAUUUAACAUUUUACUUAAAUCUGAUUUUUUUAAAAAAGUUUUUUUAUUUUUUUGUUUUUCUUAUAUAUAAAUAAAUAUUUUUAAGAUUAGAUAUAUCAUAAAUUAUCAGAAGAAAAAAAAAAUUAAAAAACUUAUUUUUUUCAAAUUAAUUGUUCUAAACUACCACACAUUCUGGUCUUAAAACUUAAUGUUUCAUGUUUAUUCCGCUCAUUCUUUAAUGAAUAUAGAAAUAAUUUUAAAUAUAAGUCAGUUUAUUAGUAUAACCAUUCUCUAGGAAACUAAAUGGGAAAUAAAUGAAUAAUAUUUGUAACAUCUAUAAUUAUAAUGAUACAAAAGGACGGGUAAAAUAUUUGAUUAAGAAGACAUGUUAUACAUACCCACAUCAACUGUCUCAGUCCAACUACCAAGUAAUAUACAAAAACGAUACUUACGCGGAAUAAGCUAAAUUAGCUCAAUUUUGAUUUUAGAGUAAAAGUACUUAUUAUGAAAUUUAUAGAGAACAUUAUUUUGGAGGGAAUGUCAUAGGGUUUUUGUAAUAUCCAAAAUAGGUAGCCCAAUAAAAUAUGUACAAAAACCUUUUUUUUUUUUUUCUUUUUUAAUAGUUCAUAAUUCAAAAGACAUCUAUGACAUUGCCUCCAAAAUAUUGUUCUUUAGAAAUGUCAUAAUUUGGUUCUUUUACUCUAAAAUCAAAAUUAAAAUAGUUUUAUUUUUUCCGCGUAAGCAUUGUUUUUACAUAUUACCCAGUAAAUAAACUAAGACAAUAGAUGCGGGUAUAACGUCCUCUUAAUCAAAUAUUUUACCCGCCCUUUUGUAUCUUUUUAGUUGUUAGAAAGAUUAUUAAUUUAUUCUCCAUUUAGUUUCCUAGAGAAUGGUUAUACUUCUACUCUGACUAACAUUAAAAAUUAUUUUUGCAUUCAUUAUGGAAUGAGUGGAAUAAAUAUGAAGAAAAUAAAUAUUAUAUAUAUAUAUAUAUCAAUUUAAUUUUAGAUUACUUGAUUUACUAGAUUAUUGUAUUUAUGUAUUUUUAAAAUAACAUUGGAAAAAUCGUUUUGGGAUCCUAACCCUUAUCCUUAUUUAAUUAUUGGCAUUAUCGUAAUAGCAAUGGUUAACUGAUAAAAUUGUAUGUGUUUUUACUCUAAUAAUUGGGCUUAGAUUAUUUGACGGUUUUAGAAUGAAUUCUGAUGCUGAUGUUUAUACUAUCGUGUUUCUAUGAAUUUUUUUUAUUUUAUUUUAUAUAUAUUGCAGCUAUCAAUAAUCAAUAUUAUUAAUUAUGAACAAAACAGUAGUAAAAAAAAUUUAUUUAUUGGCUUGUAGAAAAUUGUGGUUAAAAGUGUGUGUCAAUUUACCAUCAAAACUGACAAUUUUGUGAUAGAAAAAAUAUAAUAUAUGAAACUAUUAUAUCAUGUUCUUUAUAAUAUAGAAUGACUUUAAUUUCUUUGAAAUUCAUGAAAGAUUGGGAGGACAAUCCAUAUUCAAUUAAUAAAUGAUUUCACAGAAUAAGGGAUUUAUUAUGUAAACAUACUUGUAUAUAUACAUGAUGAGUUUUCUACUUGGGUUGCAAUGACACGAGAAUUCAAUCCAGUUUUCAGAGAACAAAAAAGCCAAAAACAAUGUUUGCUACAAGUUGUAGAAAUGUAAAGAAAAAUAAUAGAAAUAAUAAUUUAAUAUUGACAAGAAAUAAAUAUAUGACAAAUUUAAGAUUUUUUUGUAAAUGGGGAAUAAGUUAAACACAAUUAAAGAUGUGUUUUAUUUAAAAAUUUAUUUUUAUAGGGUCUAAAUAAGUGGUAAUAUUUAGAAUAAUUAAUUUUUAAAAAAUAAUAUUUUUUGUUUUUUCUUCUGAUAAAUUUGUAUUUAAUGAUCCUAUUUUAACUCUUUGAGGCAUUUUGGUAUUAUAGUAAAACCGUAAAUUUUUUGUUUAUUUUUUUAUAUGUAAUAUUAGUGUUAAAUUUUAAAAAUGUUUAAUAAUUAAUUAGUAAUAAAUUUUUUUCAAAAAAUGUAUUCCUCAAAGGGUUAAACAUUAUAAUUAAUGUAUAAAAAAAAAUAACAACAAAACAAUUUCUAAUAUUUUCCUAAAAACCUUGCUCAUAAAUAAAAAAAUGUUAUGAACAUUGUUAUGCAUUAGGAAACACAAUAUUUCAGAAAGAAUUAUACUGAAAAAAAAAAUCCUAAAAUAUAUACAAUGUACUUGUCUAAAUAGGAAUCCAGUGAUUCAGAUUAUAGGUAUAAGAAAAAGACCAAAGAUGAUUCUCCUGACAUAAGUGACAAUGAAAGUCGGCGGCGUAAAAACAAAAAGUCCAAAAAAAAGAAACAUUCAGAAAGUCCUAUGACUCGGUCUCGUUCUAGGGUAGGUAGUUUAUUCUAUGACAUUAUAUUUUAUAUGAAAUUGUGUAUUAAAUUGAUUUUUUUUUUUAGUCUUCUAGUUUAAGAAGGUCAGACAUAGAUGAGGUGAAAAACAAGAGAAAUUUCAAAUCUGGUGAAUAUAGUGAUGACGAUUUAGAAGCAAAACGAAAAGCAUUACUUGCUCAGUUACAUGAUGAAAUGAACUGAAUCUGAUUAACUUUGUUGUACAUAAAAACGUAAUAUAAUAUGUUUUCAAACCAUAUGAUUUGUUAAAUAAAUUUUUUGAUUAAAAACAUUUCUAUGUAUGUAGUUUAUAGUAAGUAAAAUAAUUUACUCUGUAAAUUUAAAUGUUUAAAUGGUAUGUAAACUAUUGUUAUUUAUACAAAUAAUAUUAAUAUACAAGUCAGUAACAAAGAACUUCUUAAAUAGUACUGUUUAAUAAUUUAGAAGUUUAUUAAUUUUGUGUGGAUUAAUUUUAUAUUUAAGAGUAAGCCAUUCAUAUUUUGUUUCCUUUAAUGUGUUUUGAUUAUAUGCUAUAUUUCUUUUUAACCAAUUACAAAUUAACAAGAAAAUUAAGACAAAUUAUAUUAAACAUGAUAAUACGCUACCUAAGUUACUCUAUAUUCAUAUACUCAAUGUUUAAAUCAAUGUUUACUCAAUUUAAACAUAAAAUAUUUGUUCAAAAGAUUACAUAGGCAGACACUUAAUUUAUGUACAUAAUAUAUAUAAGAAAUAAAAAAAGAUGAACAUCAUAAUGGGUACACUGUUGUAGAUUAGAAGUUGGGAAGGUAGGAUAUAGAGUAGAGGGGAAUUUGAUAUAUAUAGAUACAAUGCUUAAUUUUUUCUAUUUUGUAAAAAUAAUAAAUUAUUUUAUUAUUAACAAUAUUCAUAUAUCAAUUACAAAUGACCAAACAUGUUAGGAAAUAUUUCACCAGAAACUAAUGCA
Molecule: messenger RNA, 11181 nt
Organism: Cinara cedri
Lineage: Eukaryota; Metazoa; Arthropoda; Insecta; Hemiptera; Aphididae
Source: the annotation of a GenBank genome assembly